CAACCCACGUGAUGUGUUCGUGCCUUAAAAUGUUUCGAAGUUUUCAAGUCUCUACUCACUGAAACAUUUAGUUUAAAACUUCACAAACUACAUGACGUCAUAUGUCACCGGAACCAGUGAACCACAUCAAUCAUGUCACGUGAUCAAAGAGUCGUCUGCUACACAGAUCAAAAUGGCGGCAGAGCGGUGGUGAAGAGUGUGGAGCGACACAGAGCAGCUUGCAAAUUAGGAUCCCGUUGUCUUAUUUUUGGCAUAUCUUUUCCUGGCUUUGCUUGGCUCGUGUCAGGUUUCCAAGUGUAGUUGCAUCUCGCAAGCGAUGCAUGUGGGCCUUGACACAAGCAUCUAAAGUGAGGAAGCGGAGUGAAAUGGAGUUAAGGCUGUAUAUUACGGACUCUCCGUCACCUGAAUAGCAAUUACUGGUCUUUUACACCAGUGGUGCCGAUUUCCUCUUCUUGAUUGUUUAAUCAAUGAUGCAUGUGAGACUCAUACAAACCGUGAGUAUAUGGGUGCAGUGUUGUCGGAGCCAUCUCUUCCCCGUUUCCGGAUUACAACUUCCUAGGCCUUUUUCAUUAAGCAACAACUAUACAUGACUUUGGGACGCGGCUUAACAGAUGUACGAUGUUUUAUGUUCACACUACCGCUGUAACCAUUUGCAUUCUUCACGCAAUGAAGAAUAUAUCAACCACUUAACAUAUGUUUCAAGUGAUCAGUUCUUAGGUCUUGGAUUCUGUGUGCCGCUUUGAUUUUUCAAAUGACGUGAGAUGUAAUUGAAAUCAUUACUGACUCAAUAAUCGUUGAACAGUUGUGAGGAAUAGUUCUACACUGUUUCAAGGUUGCAUCAAAAGUGUCAAUCCAUUGACGAAACUGUGACCAGAAGAUCAAUCCUUUGAGUUGAUCGGCAUAUGUCAGUUGUUUGAGCUGUCUCAGGAGUCUAUAGGAUAGCACCCGCGCCCAAACAUCUCCCAAACACACCAUCACAGAUAAGUAUUGAGAAAACAGAAGAGUUUAGCGUAUGCGGAAUAUUUUGGAAGCACUUAUCUAAAGGUAGAAGGCCCUUGGAACAAGGCCAAGGAUGUUGAUGGAUUCGUACUCUUCUUGUUGAAAUUUGCAUUUGAUACUUCAAUCCAUGCUGGACGUGCAUUAAGAGCUGAACACGACGACAUCAAGAUUUCAAGGAUUAAAGAUAGUACUCAAAACCUUGGUGAUGUGAAAAUGUCACUGGGAACGGGAAUACCUUGACGACGAAACGAAUAAUAUUCCAUUUAUCUGUGAAUAAGUGUAUAUUCAUUAUAUGGAUACCAGGGAUACAGGCUUUUUAUUCGACGUUGACAUUCGGAUUUGUCCUUGAGCGGAAACUCGAAUCAAAGCUGGCGACCAUUGUGCAACGACACUAUAAGUCAGACGGUCACGUGACAUCUCCUGACAUCCAAAUCGCCCGUGUAUGUACGGCGUUGUACUUAGUAAGCACAGUCAUGGCAAGUGUUGCCUAUAACUUUAUGACAGUGGAUUCAAACGCCCACCACCGUCGAUACAGCAACGCCGGCCGUGACACCGGCGUGAGCGUCGACGUUUUAAGUGAGACGUCAUCAAUUCCAAGGUCUGCCAAGAAACGAGGCCGUAAGAAGUCUUCUGCUUCUGUUGUUCAGUCCAACCACAAAAAGUUCUACGGUUUCUGCAGUUGUUGCCAAAAUCGUCCCCUCACAUGUUGUGUCAAGGUGAAAGUACAAGUGUGCGUGCAGUUCUUUAAAGUCGGCGAGAUCGACACGCUGAAGGAACAGUACACAGCUGACGUCAUCGUGCGGGCAAGAUGGCGGGAGCCCAGUUUGGAUGGACAAAUUCAGUCGGCAGGAGACAUCCAGGACUUUCAGAAGUACUGGAACCCCAAACUGUACAUCGAAAACACGAUAGGAGACCCUAAGGAGAUCUUGCGUCACCGCCUUACGUUCAACAACAGGGGGGAAUGCUUUGUGUCGGAGAAAAGAAUCAUAAAGGGGACGUUCAUGGAGAACCUGGAACUCGAUAACUUUCCAUUUGAUGUACAGGAUUUGACUGUUACUGUGGCUUCUGAGUUUCCCUCCUACGAGGUGGAGAUUGUUGAGGAUUCUGAGAACAGACAUAUGGUGAAUAGACAAAGCUUCGUGGACGAGCAAGAGUGGCAUCUAUAUGUACACACGGAGUGUGAGAAGAAAGCCAUUGUCAUUGACCAAGCGGACAAUAGUGUUAAGAGAUCGGCAGUUUCCGUCAAGUGCCGAGCAGCGAGAAGGCCCGGUUACUUUGUAUGGAAUAUAUUCAUGGUGACGUUCCUCAUCUGCAGUCUGGCAUUCGCCACGUUCAGUGUAGAGAAGGAUUUACCCCAGAACCGGCUUCAGCUCUCCUUCACGCUUGUCCUCACUGCCGUUGCCUUCAAGUCGGUCGUCAACCAGAGUCUACCGAGGAUAUCCUACCUUACCUAUAUGGAUAAAUAUUUACUAACGUCAAUGGUGAUGCUGUCGACGGUGUGUGCGUGGCACGGCAUUGUGACGACGUUGCUGAAGGACCGCGAGCACGCCGACAAGGUGGAGGUUAUAGUCCUGUCUGUACUCGUAGCCCUGUACAUCCUCUACAACGCCGGAUUCAUGCUGGCAAUAUAUAUAGUACCUUACAAGAAACGACGAAUAAUGGCCCAGAAAGAUAGGGAGUAUAAAAUACUCCAUAAGUCUCCGUAAGUGAAGGAAUCCCACAGAAAUCUGCGAAACACGGAAAAUGGGAAGGUUGGCAAAAUAGAGUGAAGUCAAAAUACUAACAUCUACAUGCCUCUACCCGAGUUCCUCAAUUCUUAACAAGAACUGAAGAUGACCUUACCGAAAACGUUCCCGAAGCGUUCUAGAAACGGUACAGCUGACCUUCGCAUGACCUGUAAGUCUCUACUCCUGCUCAGCAGAGGGUCACAGUAGGUCAAGUCAGAGAACAAGGUUGCAGAAAAAGGUCGAAUUAUGAAGACCAAGGUCAUCAAACGCCAUUGAACAGUCGGCAUGUCCUUCGCAGAUGUCGGACUUGCACAGAGAUCCGCAACCUAGUCAAGCGCAAGAUUUGGACAACGUGCCCGACGAAUCACUCGUGUCUGAAAUCUACUCUGUGAAUACCACUCUUUGUGAACUUCCCACAGUGAAAAGACUCCUCCUUGACAAUGUCAGAGGUUGUCCAGACACAUCCGGCAUCUGGAGGACACACACGUAACACAGGUGCUCCGGAGGAUGAAACUCUUCUAGGCAUCCACUUCGAACGCUGAUGCCACUAUCUACUAUCCAUCUUCAGUAUAAGACACGGUAGGACCAUCACCGCCAUGUUUAUCUAGUAGAGGUUCGUCCUUCAAGCACACAAGCCAACCCCUAUUCCGUGUUGGGAAAGCGAGGGCCACGGGACUCUCCUGUCCCAAAGACAACAUCAUCCUUUAUAGUUACUGUACACAGUCCUGCCCCUCGAUGCUCACCUGUACACCGGGGCGCGAGAUCCCUUCUCUCCUGAAGCUUACUAUGAUGUGCACAUGUGCACGUUGAUGGAGACAUUUGUUAUUAAUAAGACACGAGAGAUGUAUUAUACUAUCAGAACACCGACUCGACUCAAGGGAGUUUGUCCAUAUAUGCACCUAGAACUUUGCACCUGAUGAUAUACAGUGUAACAACUUGUGAUAUAUCCACCACAAGCAAUAAUUUCACAUAAUACGAUUUGCACCAACAUAUAUUUCAUACCUCUUGUCUCGAAUAGUCAUGAUAAUAUAGAGAAAAACUAGAUUUGGUGUAGAUGUAUGUUUAAACUACUCAUCAAAAGACAGGUUGUUAGCUUUACGAUUGACAUUUCAUCUCGAGUUCCAUACCUUACAACUCGCCACCUAUCGGCAAACAGAGGAAGAAUCUGUGUACCAUUCCGAAAAAAACCGAUCUCCGCGCUACGACUGACGUAAAUCUAUGUUUAAGAAUUGGAGUUAUGACAGUCUUAGAACUAAGAUCGCUUUGUGGAACUGGGCCCAGGUCUUAAGUGUGUUUCGUGUAUAUCGUUGUUGAUUUCAGCGAAAACUCCUUAACUCGAACUUCUUUAACUCGAAAUUUAUUACCUCGACAUGUCGCUGAAGACGAUAUCAUUACGAUAUGUCGAAUAAGAUUAUUUGUUUAUAUGAACUUGUUAGGUGCAUCAAGUUACAUAGGUUCAACCCCACUGUUCCGGAGUAUCAAUAUUGAUAGAACAGCGACUCAUUGAAUGCACACACUGUUUAAAUAAUGAACAAGAUAGAUUCGGUUACAAAAGCAAGGCAAAUGGUAUGCGCCUGUCAAGUCAAAUAUCGGUACUGCUUGUCUCGAAAUCCGUCUGAUUGUAUGGAUUUCCAAAGAUUUCGAGUUAAUGAGAUUUCAUGUAUUUCUGUGUUACAUCACCGAUAAUUCCUUCAAUUUAUGUUUUGUGUACUGUCACAACCAAAGUAAAUAAUAGAUUGGCUCAUUAUAUAUACACUCAGUAAACAAUCUUGAAUGUUGAUAUAUAACUAUUCCUCUUCAGAUGUUGUGAAAUGUUAUCCGGUACGGGCAAUUAGACUUCCCGUGUAAUAUUGUCAGUACAAACGCUGCUCAAACGUAUUGGUCUAAUCUGACUCAUAUAACAACACAAAACGUCUAUUGGAAUAAAUGGUAGUACGCUUUAACUUUUUAGUGAUACGCCCAGACAAAGAUACAGUACGUCUUUGUAAGCAGCGCGUAUUCUUAAUGUAGUGAAACCUAUCCUCGCUUAUCCAGUGUACCACAUCUUCAUUUUAUAUUAUGAGAUAUUGAUCAUAAUUGAAUGGAUAUAUAAUGCACUGAAUAAUCGAGGAUGGGUCAAACCACUGGGGAUGUUGUUUGAGACAUGUGAUUGUAUAGGUUAGGAAGAAUCCUUAUUUGCUGAAUCAUCUAAUAUCGACACACCUCUUGUCUCGAACUAGUCUGCCGUCAAAAGAAAGUACACAUUUGAAAACUGGAUCUGACCAACAAAAACACAAACGUUACUAGACUGAAAACAGUCGCCGAAACACUGCAAACUUAAGGUCCAAAACACUACUAUGGUACCCGUAUCAAAUACAUCACCAUCGAAUAACCAUUUUUUUUUUUUUUUUCAUUUUAGCCACCAUCAAUAAUGAGUGAAUACUUUCUUUAUAUAAUAAUUCCUCGAUAUAUUUCGGUUGUUUCAAGGGCUUCGAGUUACCACGGUUUUUAAAUACUGUCUCUCAUACUUAGUCUUCUCAUUAUUAAGACCCAAAGCCCCGUUAUACGAAACUAUAGUAGUUCUCCCAACUGCUGAUAUCUAUGUGAAAAGCAUGACAUUUUAGUUAACUUUCAGUUUAAUUCCAAAGUUACAUGAGGCAGCAAUUUCUAAUCGUUCCUAACAUAAACUUUGCACUUGCGAAAUGCAAGUUUGAGGAUUUCAUGACGGAAAGGAAAUCAAACCCCCAAAAAGCGAACAAAACAAUUUAUGUGCUAAAAGAUACAAGUACCCAAUCGUGGACCGGGCAUAUGCCAUUCAUUGAGAAUUCCUUCAUUUCACUGAAAGGUAGUUGUUGUAACACGUACGAAAGUGGAAUUGUGUACACAAUGGAGGUAAAUAUUUAUCAAAAUUGAAACCUUUGAAACCUUAAAGGAUCCUUCUGAAGUUGCCUCUUUCAGACAUGCCAGGAUCCACUGGUAAUUAGGCGGAGACUGUCAGCAUCAUUCUCAUCCCGUGCUCAGGGGUGACACCACUCUAGUACACGUCUACGAUGAAGCUGACACGGCAUGGUUUGACUGAGAUGCUUUUGGACCAUCUUUUUCACACACCCUUUCCACUUGAGAUACCGAGAUUUCACUUUGCCUGUAGUCAUACUAGGUACCAAUCGCCUUAGCUGGCAACAUCUUUUGCUGUGAAUAAACAUCUACCCGUCCUUAAAGGUGGUCUUGUCACCACCAACAAUGGUUUAACCACAAUGUUUUCAAAAAACACUUUUUCUUAAAAAGUUGAUGAUCAGAGAUUAACUAAACUAGGCACUAAUGGUUGUUCUUACUUUUUUAAAUCAUUGGAGCACCAUUUGGUUUGUCUGCUAUAUUUAUGAUGUCAGUUAAUGAGACAACAGAAGCCUCCGUGAAAUUAGGCACCAGAACCACAAUCGGGCAUUAAUUCAUCAACCACAAUUACCGUGUUUUACACACUAUUGAUACUAGCUAAACUAUGGAAUAAACACUGGAGGAAAGCAUUAAAAUAUGGCGACAAGACCAUCUUUAUUCAAACCAUCAUCAAUUUGCGUGUGCGAAAUGAGCAAUAACUGGAACUGGAACUGGAACUACUAUCUCCAAUAGUCAUCAUGAUAUUAGAAACAAUUCAUUUGUAUGAGUUUCCAUUACAAUUGAUCCUGUUGUGUAUUAUAAAAUGCCCCAGUCUCUUUAACCUCUACUUCUUUAGUUUGAUUUACCUUAACCCUGUCUUAGAGGGGAGUGAAUAGUUUCUAUCUGAACACUGCUCAAUGCAUGACAGAAUGACGUUAUCUGUCAAAUACCGUUGUUUUAGAGGAGGAUGCAAAGAUGCUAUCUUGACAAAUAAAGUCCUCAUCAUGUU
Messenger RNA from Haliotis rufescens (red abalone), 6585 nucleotides. RefSeq names its product cys-loop ligand-gated ion channel-like. Gene Ontology annotation, molecular function: transmembrane signaling receptor activity; extracellular ligand-gated monoatomic ion channel activity; neurotransmitter receptor activity. The coding region runs from base 1473 to 2705 and encodes 410 amino acids. Gene Ontology annotation, cellular component: synapse; neuron projection; membrane. The transcript is spliced from 11 exons. Gene Ontology annotation, biological process: regulation of membrane potential; signal transduction; monoatomic ion transmembrane transport. NCBI's taxonomy places the organism in Eukaryota, Metazoa, Mollusca, Gastropoda, Lepetellida, Haliotidae. The record is from RefSeq and is a predicted model, not a curated record.